CAUGAUGAUGAUGAUGGUGGUGAUGAUGAUGAUGAUGAGUUCACAGUAACGAAACUGAUAACAAGUGCAAAGGGAAGGAUGUGUAAAGUUUUAAAUUUGAACAAUAUACUUGGGAACUGAAUAGAAGCAGAAUGGAAGAAGGUCAAAGACCGACGGAUGACAGUCACACAGAGAGUGGGGGAUGUACACCAGCAGAGUGCAGGAGGAAACACAAUGAUGGAGACAUGUCAUCAGACGCGGAAAGCGUGGAACGUGCGGGCAUUGACACGGCCAACCCACACAGAGUGAGUGAAGAAGCAGGCAUGGAGGAAGCAGAAAAUAAAGAUGCUGAUGAAGAGAGUGACGGACUUAGUGAUGGCACAGACGAGGAAGAAGGGGAUGGGAUACAGGAUAUAUCACAACUUGGAGCAGGUGCUGUAGCGGUCAAAUUCCAGACUGGUCAUCAACAGUCAUAUCAGCUUGUAGGUAAAGGUCCUGGAACAACAAGUCUACAGGUCCCGGAAACAGCAGCCCUGACACCAACAUCCACAAGUACAACUAGUGUAGUUCCAGGAACAACAAGUCUACAGGUCCCGGGAACAGCAGCCCUGACACCAACAUCCACAAGUACAACUAGUGUAGUUCCAGGAACAACAAGUCUACAGGUCCCGAGAACAGCAGCCCUGAUACCAGCGUCAACAUUGUCUCUUCUGCCCUCAACACCAGCAUCUCUUGUGUCACAGAUACAGUCCUCUGGGCUGCCUGAAGUACCACUGACUGGGGACGUUCCUGCAGUCACACAGUACAACCUUAUACAAGUACAGCAGCAGUUUGGAGAUGUGACAGUGAAGGGAGGCAAUAAUCUGAACAUUGGCGGAACUCAGAAUAUCAGUACAACUCCGACCAUAAAAGAGGAAGAGGAGAUACCACUGACCGCAGCACAGAAGAUCAGGAAAAGGACGACAUCCAGGAUACAGUCAUGGACUAACGACAUGGUGGAGACAGACGUCCUCAAGAAAGUGAAAGAGAAGCUGGACAGAGGAGCGACAUGGGUGACAAUUAAAGGAAGACCAGGAGAGGGGAAGUCCACAAUAGCCUACAUGGCUCUCAAAUAUCUACACAGUCAGGGGAGACAAGUAUACCAAGUGGUGUCACCAGAAGAGUUCAAUGAGGUCACGAUGGCCUGUGUUAAUCCUGUCAUUAUGUUAGAUGACAUAUUUGGUGAUCUGGAAUUCGACACUGCAGAAUGGAGCAAGUGGAGACCAAGUCUCAGACCUAUUGUGGAUGUUAAACAUCCUGACACAUAUGCUGAAAAAGAUCUUUUAGACGUUUCUACCAAAACUGAAAAGGUUUCAGAGAGGACAAAGAUUGAUCAAAGACAGGUGAAACGAACAAGUCCAAACAAAGACGAAACUAUCAUUAUCCUCGUAGGCCGUGACUAUGUGCUGAAAUCCUCACUGGCAGACUUGGGAAGGAUGGCAGAUUACAUUUCCAGUCCUCAAUACGUGGUGGAAGUUUCCUCGCAAAGAGGCUCUUAUGAGCGAAAGAAGAUAUGGCGUGUUCAUGCUGAAACCAAAAACAUAGACAUCGAUGAAUCAACUGAGUCUCAGAUUUGUGAGGCCGACUGUCCACACGGCUUCCCCCAUGUCUGUAAAAUGUUUGUCGCAGCAUUUGAAAAGGAUAGGACUCAACUUCAAAUGUUUUUUCAAGCGCCACUGGAUUUCCUCAGAAAGACUUUGGAUAAAUUUCUUAAAGAUAAGAUAAAGCGUUCACUGUUCAUGGCUAUGAUUAAAAGAGAUGGGAAGAUUAGUGAACAAGACUUGGAAGAGGAUGAUAGCCUCGGUUAUGAAUGCAUAGCAGCUGCUGAUGAUUUGGUUGGAUCUUACCUCAAGAAGGAAGAGGACACCUACAUGUUUGAUCAUCCGUCUAUAUAUGACAGUGUUUCGUUUAUUCUCAGUAAAAAACAACCCAAGUUUGUCAUCGAAAAUUGUAGUUUGUCCUUUAUAAAUCAGCGACUUCGUCUUGCACACUCCAGUAAAGAGAAAAAAGAGAAAAACCUUGCUGGUGACACAGAUCUUGUUGCUAACAUCUCAUGGACUUAUGCUGAACGUUUGGCCAGAAGAUUCGCAAGUGAAAUGCAAAGGGGCAAUUUGUUGCAUGUUUUAUCACACCAGUCACUUUGUUAUUCAGACUUUGUCGACUUGCUAAUGGACUGCCUGAAGACCCGGUUUCACAUGCGUGUAUCUGAUAUUGUGAAACUAACUGAUAAAUCAUCCAACAAGUCAUUUUGUGAAUUACUUUCCAGCAGCAAGUCACAUCAUCUCAUCAAAUAUAUUAUGGAGAGAGAAAAUCUCUUAUUCACCCAGAGUGAAAGACGUGACAUUUUACUGGGUGUUUGCACAAAUGCUGCGUGCGAUAUACUGAAAUACAUCAGUGGACAUAUGGAACUUGACAUAAAUGCUACAUACGGUAGGGAGGAAAAGACGCCGCUUAUGUUGGCAGCAGAAACCAGGAACAACGAGUUCGUCAAUCAGAUUUUGUCACUUCAUCCUGACCUAAAUGCAAGAGACAAGUCCGGUCAGAUGGUGUUUAAGUAUCUUUGUGUUAAUGGCCUCACAUCAGCUGUGGAGCAUGCGAAUGACAAGGGAGUGGAAGUUAAUCAAUACCAGGAACUAUCCCUUCUGUACACUCUCAUAGAGAAAGGUCACUUAGAGGUUGUGAAAGUGCUGGUUAACAGAGGAUGUGAUAUAGAUAACCAGAAAGGUCUUAGAUGUGCUGUUGGGAGCCUGAACGCCAAUAUGGUACGUUAUUUUUUAGACAGAGGAGCAGUGGGUGACUGUAGUGUUGUGUGCAGAGCUUGUGAGGUUGGAAACAGAAAUAUAGUCGAGAUGUUGUUUGAGAACGGUGCUCCUGUUGAUAUGGAGUCACCUGAUGGAGAAACCCCUCUUCUCCAUUCAUGUAAAGGAAACCCAACAGCUGUUUCGUAUUUGCUGACUAAAGGGGCAAGUGUCAACCAAGUUUCAGAUGUUACAGGUGACACACCAUUUCAUACAGCAGCAAUGUGGGGAUCUACAGAGAGUGUUGAUGUGUUACAGAAGGCUGGAGCUGAUGUUAAUGUACAGAAUAAUGCAGGUGACACACCACUUCAUAUAGCAGCAAGACUGGGAUAUACAGAGCGUGUUGAUGUGUUACUGAAGGCUGCAGAAGAUGUUAAUGUACAGAAUAAUGAUGGUGACACACCACUUCAUAUAGCAGCAAGAAGAUGGGGAUCUACAGACUGUGCUGAUGUGUUACUGAAGGCUGGAGCUGAUGUUAAUGUACAGAAUAAUACAGGUGACACACCACUUCAUACAGCAGCGGGGGGGUCUACAGAGAUUGUUGAUGUGUUACUGAAGGCUGGAGCUGAUGUUAAUGUAAAGAGUAAUACAGGUGUCACAACUUCAUACAGCAGGAAGACUGGGAUAUACAAAGUGUGUUGGUGAGUUACUGAAGGCUGGAGCUGAUGUUAAUGUACAGAAUAAUAAAGGUGACACAGCACUUCACACUGCAGCAGGAAGGGUAUCUACAGAGUGUGUUGAUGUGUUACUGAAAUAUGGAGCUGAUGUUAAUGUACUCAAUGAUACAGGUGACACAGCACUUCAUAUAGCAGCAAAGAGCGGAUAUACAGAGAUUGUUGACGUGUUUCUGAAGGCUGGGGCUGAUGUUAAUGUAACGGUAACAUGCCAUUCCUGCGAGAGUAACUAGUGUUAUGUGUUUUUAUGUACGCGCCCUUUUUCCUUAAUUAUUCAUGUCUGCACAACUUUCACCCAUAACAUUAGGUAUCAUCUGAAAGAUCAUGUUCUCACCUAAUCUGUUUUGUUAUAUCUAUAAUCUUGGAAAAAUACCUUCACUACAAAGUAUACCAACCUACUCCCUGUAGCUCAAUUUCAUCCGUUAAAUCCCUAUAUCUCAUAUUACUUAGAUAUUAUGAUUAUACUUCCCAGGCAGUCUGAUAGGGAAGUUUCUCAGCUUGCCACCCACGUAUGGAUUUAUAACUUUACAAUCACUUUAGUUAGUAAUGUCGUAUGUCUUCGGAAUUGAAAAAGCACAAUUCCUGGGGACUGGCGGGUCUGAGAGGGUUGUCCUGUUAAUUGUUUCCUCCGACGUCCGCCCAUUCCCCUUAUCUAGACCAUGGUAAAGCCCAUCAGGGCCGAACAUCGCCACUGCGCUAAGGAACUUUGGGGAGGACCUCGGGAAGCCGGACAUGGGUAAUUAUGGAACACCUUCUUCAUAUGCUCUAUGUGGUUGCUUUGAAUAAGCCAACUGUAAGGAUGUAUACUGACUAGACUUCCAGAGAGUAUGUCUACGUCUAUUCCUUCUUUUUAAGCCAUAUGAUGAAUUAUAUCUAGUUCCUUGACUUAUGCCCGGUCCGUGCUUCCCUAGUCCAUAAUAUAUUUUUGUGUGUUUGAUCCACCCCGUUCCACAAUUUGUAAUUGUCUGGCAGUGACCAUUGUGUCUUGUACUUUCUAUGAUUGUAGAUAACAAUAUAAUGUCAUUCUCACCCAA
This is a messenger RNA of Haliotis rubra (blacklip abalone), 4524 nucleotides long. RefSeq lists its product as uncharacterized. Gene Ontology annotation, molecular function: protein binding. The record is from RefSeq and is a predicted model, not a curated record. Bases 132 to 3461 code for a protein of 1109 amino acids. NCBI's taxonomy places the organism in Eukaryota, Metazoa, Mollusca, Gastropoda, Lepetellida, Haliotidae. The transcript is spliced from 6 exons. Gene Ontology annotation, cellular component: nucleus; cytoplasm.